This is a messenger RNA of Beta vulgaris subsp. vulgaris (sugar beet), 2558 nucleotides long. RefSeq lists its product as hypothetical. The record is from RefSeq and is a predicted model, not a curated record. NCBI's taxonomy places the organism in Eukaryota, Viridiplantae, Streptophyta, Magnoliopsida, Caryophyllales, Amaranthaceae. The transcript is spliced from 3 exons. Gene Ontology annotation, molecular function: calmodulin binding. The coding region runs from base 489 to 2333 and encodes 614 amino acids.
AUAAAGCUAAAAAACACAAAGAAUGCUUUAUAACUACCCACUAAGCUACAAUGCCGUUUCUUUUGGCGGGACCCUUUCUUCUCUGUCCUUAACAAUAUUUUCUGCGCAGAUGAAAACCCCAACAAACGCGCUUCUUCCAAGUCAUGCCUGCUUCUUCCAACUAGUUCUCUUUCAUCAAUCCAACACACCAAUUUUCUUUUCCUAAAACCCCACAAAAAGAAAAAAAAAAAGAAAAUCAAAAAUCCCAACUUUUCCAUCUUCACCAUUGUUCUUUCAGUUGUUUUCUCUCUCCUCAAUUUCACCUUCCUGAUUGCGAAAUCUUCAUCAAGAAAUUGCUUAUGGGGGACGAAUUUCCAAUUCACCUGCAGGAACCAGCCUAUGGAUAUGGAAUUUUGUGAAGGUCAAACUCACAGUUGUUUUGGGUUGGGUAGAUGUAAUUGCGUGCUAUGCACUUUGUUGUAUUCAUCGACCUUUCUUUUCAAUAAAGAAUGGCCGAGGAAAUCAAUGAUAAGACUGUAGCACCUGAAGAUAUGGAGCUGCAGACUGGUGACAUAAUGAUGAAUCUUGAACCAUCAGCCAAGGAGGAUAGCGAUAUCAUCAAUUAUCAGAAUAAAAUGGAAUCUGGCAGUGUAGCUGAGGAAGAAGCAGAUAAAUCUGCUGAUGGAGCAAAUAGUUCUGCAAUCAAGGAAGAAGUAGAAUAUUUGAGAGUUGAUUGUGAUAUUGCAGAGGGUCUUGUCAAGAACUCCCCAACUGAUCAGCUUAGAAAAAAACCUGCUUUGGUUAUUAUUGGUUCAAAUCAUAAGUUCAAUGUCCAGUCUCGUUAUCUUAGUGAUUCACUUGGUUCCUGCCAUGAUCACUGCAAAUAUGGUCAUAAACAUGAGUCAGAGAAGAAGACUAAAAAACUGAUGUUGGGAACAAUUAGAGAAGGCCAAACAAUGAAGACGACGACUAGUGAUGACCUGGAUAAAAGUGUACUGGAGAGAGUGACCAAGAAGAAAGAACUACAUCGACGCGUAUCUCUUUCAGGACCUAUACCUGAGAAAGCUCCUGCAAUGCAUAUGGAGGAGAAGAAUCGUUCAAAGAAAGACAUGAAUCAGCCCAAGAUGAAGCGUGAACAGAGUGAAACAAAACCAACUUCAGUUUUAAGUCCUGAAACUUCAAGCAGAAGUAAGACUCAAAGCUCAAAUUUGCAGAAAAGCGCGAGUCCAAAGGUGAAAGAAAUCAAGACACGGAAGGAAGUAGCCAGCCAUAGCAAGGGUGAAAAGGUGAUCAAAGCAAAAGAGCCUAUGAGUAGCUCUCCGAAGAUAGCACUAAAGAAGGAAGGUAAGUAUAUCCCAGGUGUAAAGGAGAUUAAAGCUAAGGAGCCAAUGACUAACUCUCCAAAGACACCCCUAAAGAAAUCUCCGAGUAUGAAAGCAAGACUGUACAAGAAUCGCAAGAGUUCUUCUAACUCAAAAAUUCAGAUUAACCCUGAAGAAGCCAGAGUUGGUGGAGAUGAUGAUAUUCACGAGAAAACAUUGGAUAUGAUUGAAUCAAAUUCCAAUAAAGAACCAAAAGGGAGGACUUCAAAGGCCAUUCUCUCUGGUGAAAGUCCACGAAGUGCUUCUCGGACAACUCGUACAGGCAAAAUCCAAGGAUCUAAAGGUAACCGAAAAGGAAGUGGGGUCAGUCUGUUGUCUUCCUCAUCGCAAGAGUCUUCUCGGCCUCAUGGAAAGGAACGGCAAGGUUUAGACGCUACAAAGAAGAAACAGACUGGUAUUGAAAAAGAAGAUGGCGGGUCAAAAACCAGCACUCCAAGAGCAAAAUCAACUGUGAGCCGCAGAUUGAAAAAUCUGGACUUCAAAAGUACCAAACAGAUUGACACAAAAUCCAACACUUCAAGAGCAAAAUCAACUGUAGACCACAAGUUGAAGCCGAAAAGGACUGAGAAAAAUCCCGAAGAGAAAGAUGGUUCAGCCUGGAAGGUUAAAUUUAAGAGAGGGACUGUGGUUGCCCUCCAGGUUGCUAACAAUGCUCCAAAGAAACUCCGAUUUAAGAGAGGAAGAACAUUGGGUGAGGACCAAAAUGCAAAGGGUGAGGUUGAUAGAAAAUUGAAGGAGGAUAAGAUGGAAAAUGAACCACAUGGUACCAAAACUGGACCCGAGAAAGUUCGUUUGAGACACCAAGAAGCAUCAGAGAAAAAAGACGAUGUAGAUUUGAACAAUGUGAUUGAAGAAACUGCAAGCAAGCUUGUCAAGACUAGGAAAAGCAAGGUUAAAGCUCUGGUAGGUGCUUUUGAAACUGUAAUGUCUCUCCAUGAUCGCAAACGUAUGGUUGAAACUAAUGCCUCCUGACUUGCAAAAGCAUGGUAAGUAUUAUAUAGCUUUUCUUCUGUACAGUAGUAGCUUUAUAAUGGGGUGACAUGGUGUGAAAAUAGCCACAUUUGUGAUUUCAUUAUAUUCCCAUUUGGAGAUGUAUGUAUUUGUUUGAGCUCACAAUAUUUGUAAAUUGGCGGGAAAUUUGGAGCUGAUUUCUUGAUUUAUACCAAUGCUUCAUUUUAGAAGCUAUUGUUUGUUGUU